Molecule: messenger RNA, 903 nt
Organism: Coffea eugenioides
Lineage: Eukaryota; Viridiplantae; Streptophyta; Magnoliopsida; Gentianales; Rubiaceae
Exons: 2
Coding region: 1-903 (300 amino acids)
Source: RefSeq, a predicted model, not a curated record
AUGGAGGGCACUCGUAGUGGACGAGGCCGUGGACGUGGAAAUAGGCAACCUUUUGAUAGAGGCACUGCGGAAACCUCGACUGGACCAAACCCUGAACCUAGGGUAGAUCCAAAUGUCCAGCUAGCUGCCGCUAUGCAGCAAAUGACCGACUUGCUGGCCCAUGUGGUGCAACAACAGGGCCACAACCCUAACCCACCUGUCGAGAAUCCCGAAAACCCUGGGAAUCACGUAGAAAGUGAGGAUCGAGCUCUUGAAAGGUUCCAAAAGUUCUCUCCACCAAAGUUUCUUGGAGGGCUCGAUCCCGAUGUGGCUGAAAGAUGGUUGGAGAAGAUGGUGGACAUCUUUGCGGCCUUACAUUACUCCGAAGAGAGGCAGGUUACUUUUGUGGUCUUCCAAUUAGAAGGGGCCGCUCGCUCUUGGUGGAAUGUUAUUCGAACCAAGUGGGAAAGAGAGCAGACACCCAGAACGUGGGUGAACUUUGUAAGAGAAUUUAACGCCAAGUACUUUCCGCCCUUGAUCCAAGAAAAGAAGGAGAACGAGUUCAUCCGACUUCGCCAGGGCACCCAAUCCGUGGCUGAAUACGAAAGCCAGUUUACCCGAUUAGCCAAUGAUGUGGUGGAUAAGGCUUUGCGAGCCGAGAACGCAAGGGUUCAAGUUCGGAAUUUCCAAGUUAGAAAACGUGGAUUUUCUGGAGGUAGUUCUACUCAGGGGGAUAAGAGUACCCCUCCUAAAUUUGGCCGGGGAGCUGGAGGAGGACGAUUUUCGGGUACGGCAAGAGGAACUCCGCCAAGAGGUGGCCAGACGGGACGAGGCCAACAGAGGAGUGCCUCACAAGGGAGCUCCGCCACUGUUUCUCGUUGCCCGUGUGGGUUCUGUGGAAAGCCGAACCACACCCGCUCUUAA